Camellia sinensis is the source of this 806-nucleotide messenger RNA. The record is from RefSeq and is a predicted model, not a curated record. NCBI's taxonomy places the organism in Eukaryota, Viridiplantae, Streptophyta, Magnoliopsida, Ericales, Theaceae.
AAAGUGUGGCUUUCUAUGCCAAAACUCAUCCAAGUGUGAUUUGCGGUAACAUAAAACACAGGAAAAAAACUGGACCUUGUAUAGAGAGAGAGAGAGAGAGAGAGAGAGAGAGAGAUGGGGUUGCAAUGGUUGGAAGCAGCACUGCCAUUGGGGAUCAUAGCCGGAAUGCUUUGCAUAAUGGGAAAUGCUCAGUAUUACAUCCACAAAUUCGCUCACGGCCGACCGAAGCACGUCGGCAACGAUGUGUGGGACGUCGCUAUGGAGAGACGGGACAAGAAGCUCAUCGAGAAGUCUGUUUCGUCCCCAAAUUAGUCCCCACUUCUGUUCAGUGGGAUUUUUGGACAGCUCAGAAAUGCUUUUCCCAACAGCCAACCAAGAAACUUCUUCCAUUCUCUCUUACACAAUCAUAUAAACAUCCUGUUAAAUGAUAGUCUGCAUAUAUAUCGCACAGCAGCUUCCAGUCAGUCAGAGAUCAUAUUGUUUUGCAUGUAUAGAUCUUCUCUUCUGUUUAUUAUGAAUUAUUUGUAAUUCCAUGAGCAGUGCCCAUGGCUGCAACAAGAAUUGAGAAUGAACUUCCUUUUAACGCCAUCAAACUGAAUUCUACUACUAGGCUCCUGGUAACCCAGGUCUACGCAAAAUUGGCUCUCCGAAAUGCAAAAGGGUGAGACAGAAGCACUCAAUUAAGCCUUUCUUUAUUCUUUUCGAGUGGAAGAGAUGGAAGAUGAAAAGAUUGUCCAACAUGGUGUUGUAAUGAUUUUUGUGAGCAUAAUCUUCCAUUGCCAAUAAUAGUUUGUCUUUAGCUGUUC